Molecule: messenger RNA, 600 nt
Organism: Branchiostoma floridae (Florida lancelet)
Lineage: Eukaryota; Metazoa; Chordata; Leptocardii; Amphioxiformes; Branchiostomatidae
Exons: 3
Coding region: 1-600 (199 amino acids)
Cellular component (GO): membrane
Source: RefSeq, a predicted model, not a curated record
AUGGCAACAACAGCCUGGGCCUCUGCUGGCUUUGACGAGUACGGACCAGCCGUUCAUGCAAAGAACGAAAUUCUGUACGUCACACGUGGACUGUGGAGCGUCUGCUACUCAGCGUUUGGACUAACGGAAUGUGAGAUUCUGGACCCAGGAAAUGUAGCGCUCCAAGACCACGUCGUGCGUUUCUUCGUGUUGAUUGGCGUCUUGCUGGCCGGCGCUGGUCUCGGUUUGGAGGCUUACUACAUCAGGAGGCACAAGAUGGGCGAGGCGGUGCCUGUUCUCGUGAAGUAUGCCAGCGGAGUCCUUACACUUGCUGCAGCGGUCUGCACGUUUAUUGGAGCCCUUGUCUACACAAUAAGCGGACCGAAGGGGUGGAACAUCAACGAUCAUAUCCAUUUUCCCGGAACGGAGUUUGACGGAUCGAAGUGGCAGUUCGGGUACUCGGUAUUCCUGACCUGGGCGGCUGUAGUACCUCUACUGAUCGCUGGGUGCGCUCUCUUGUAUCAGGCACGGACUCUCAGCAAAGAUGUUAGCAACGGAGCUAAAAUGGAAAUAUUUCACCACACACACCAGGAGAUGCAUAUCAUUGAAUCAGGGCUCUAG